This is a messenger RNA of Salvia miltiorrhiza (redroot sage), 820 nucleotides long. RefSeq lists its product as uncharacterized. Bases 159 to 566 code for a protein of 135 amino acids. The record is from RefSeq and is a predicted model, not a curated record. NCBI's taxonomy places the organism in Eukaryota, Viridiplantae, Streptophyta, Magnoliopsida, Lamiales, Lamiaceae. The transcript is spliced from 2 exons.
AAUCAAACCAACCCCACCACCCUUCUCAACGGUCCUUUUCUUCUUCCUCAUUUACCUAACUUUCAUCUCAGCUCUUUCAUUUCCCUCUCUUCUUCUUCACUACCAAAACAUCUCCACAUUUUUUCAACAACUCUUCCUCUCUCUCUCUCUCUCUUACAAUGGAGAAUGUCGAUCCUAAUGUGACUAGAGUUCAGCAUGUGGCGAAAGCAUCCUCGGAUCAGCUUCUGAGCAAGUUCGCCGAGGUGGGCUCCGAUUCCAACAGAAAAAUACAAGCUAAAGAUCUAAGAUUGGCGAAGAGAGUGAAAAGAAAUCAAGAAUGUGCUGAUAAUAAGAGCUCUGUUUCUGCCUUAGCAGAGAGGAAAUCGCUUCUUCCACCGCGUAAACAGCCGGCGCUGAUGCGGCGGCUGGGGAUCAGUAGGGCCAAGAUCAAAGCCAGAGAAAUCAAGAACAAAUCAAUCAUCACCGCCAUUGAGAAGACAUGGCGUAGAACUGUGGAAGGGGCUUCGAGAGUGUUGAUGGAGAAGCAUUACAACCGCCAUAAACGCCUAAUUAACGACUCCUAUUAGGUAAUAUUUGUGUCGGCUGGGCUACUUGUUUGUUAGCUACCACUUACCAGAUUAGUACUAUUUUAUUAUGAGUUCAUUCGUUUAACCAACUUGUAUUGUUUGUAAAUUUAAGCUUUUUGCCUUGGUAGUUGGUACAUUACAUAAAUUUUUAUUCUUAUUUUAUUUAUAGGAUAUUGUUUAGGGAUGGGUGUAAUUACACUUAAAGACUUGUACCACAUUCAAUCGAAAAGUUCUGUAGAUUCUCUGAUUUCAAA